Molecule: messenger RNA, 2700 nt
Organism: Anguilla rostrata (American eel)
Lineage: Eukaryota; Metazoa; Chordata; Actinopteri; Anguilliformes; Anguillidae
Product: tyrosine kinase receptor Cad96Ca
Exons: 10
Coding region: 262-1446 (394 amino acids)
Biological process (GO): multicellular organism development; positive regulation of kinase activity; cell surface receptor protein tyrosine kinase signaling pathway
Cellular component (GO): plasma membrane; signaling receptor complex
Molecular function (GO): growth factor binding; ATP binding; transmembrane receptor protein tyrosine kinase activity
Source: RefSeq, a predicted model, not a curated record
GUAUUUAUGUGUGUGUGUCUGUGUGUGCGUGUGUGUGUGUAUUUAUGUGUAUGUGUCUGUGCGUGCGUGUGUGUGUGUAUUUAUGUGUGUGUGUCUGUGUGUGCGUGUGUGUGUGUAUUUAUGUGUAUGUGUCUGUGUGUGUGUGUCUGUGUGUGCGUGCGUGUGUUAGGGGUAUUGUGAGUUUAACUGGAGGCACUUAUCCUGCCUCCUCUCUUUUGUGACGAUGCGGUGUGCUCACCUCUUCUCCCAGACGGCGUUGGCAUGGACCCGCUCAAAUACGGCCUCAUCGGCGUCACGGCCUUCUUUGCGGUGGUCAUGGCUCUGCUCGUGCUGCUCUGGCUCGUCAAAUAUCGCUCGCUAAUGCGCACCAUUCGGGAACUGAGGGGGGAGCAGCAGUUGCAGAACAUCCCUCCGCCGGACGCCCCGGCCCCGGUGGACACGGUCGCCGUCACGCUGGGGCAGGCGACGCCCUCCGACAGUCCGCUGCAGAGACAAAAAUCCAAGUCGGCCUCCAGGUCACUAUGGAAACCAUCGCAAGCGAAUCCUCGCUUCACAAAGGCUGACCUGAGCCUAAUGCAGCUCAUCAAAGCAGGGAAGGAGGGUGUGUUCUACAAGGCAAAGAUGACGAGAGGAACCUGCAAAGGCCACUCGCUGUUCACCUGCAAGAUUACCAAAGAGGGCGUCUCUGCUAAACGGGUGAAGUCAGAGGUGUCCAUCAUGAGGAAGCUGGGACACCACAAGAACGUGCUGCAGCUGCUGGACUGGAACACCACCGAAGACCCCUACGUGCUGAUCCUGGAGUACGUGAGCUGCGGCACCCUGCGGAGCUUCGUGCAGGCGCACCGGGACAGGCUGAGCUCCGACAGCGAGCUGCAGAACCUCUUCACCGUGGCGGCCUACCACAUAGCGCUGGCCAUGGACCACCUCCGCGCCAAGAUGGUGGUGCACUGUGACCUGGCCCUGCGGAACAUCAUGGUCAAUAGCUUCCCCCGGGAGGUGAAGGUGGCCGAGUUCGGCCUGGCCCGGGACCUCACCCGCAUGAGUAGCCGACGCAGCACCCGAAAAAAGCGCCGUGGGGAACGCGUGCCCCUGCGCUGGUACCCUCCAGAGUACUUCAGGAGCAAUUACUACAGCUUCAAAGGGGACGUGUGGGCGUUUGGCAUAGUGCUCUGGGAGAUGCAAACUUUCGGCACCUUGCCCUACCCCAAUUUUGAGAGCUCAGAAGAGGUUAUCGCCCACAUCUGCGCUGGACACAAAAACGUAGAACCUGAGAACUGCAGGCCAGAACUACUCCAGGUGAUGAGCGAUUGCUGGCUGGAGCCCUACACCCUGAGGCCCUCGUUCUGUGACAUCAUCCAGAUCCUGGAGGCCGUCCUGGAGGACGAUAUGGAUUAUGUGGACGUGGACAACCGGAGGCCACUGGCCCCCGGGCCCCCUAACAACUGAGGAUCCGUGGAACAGGCCUGGAUCUCUGCCCUUCCAGCACUCACAAGGCCAGCCCUCCAUGCGCUGCGCGCUUACAGCAUCAGUACAGGAAGUGCAAAUGGACAAACACUCUUUUGAGCUUCACCAGCCUUCCGCUGAUGCAGGAGAAGUGGGAAGAGCAGGAGAUUUUCAGUGCAUUAGCCCACUAUAACGGCAGUACCUAGGGUGUGUGCACGUCUGUUGGACGUCUGGUGUCUCCAAUCGAGGCAUCUGUUAAUGUAGCGAUGGGCUGACUGUUACCAGGGUUCCCAUGGGCUGACACAUUAUUGGCCGAGUCAGAUGCAGGGGGGGUUCCUGGUACCCUGUUCAGCUGUGGCUCCUCUGUUUGAUUGGCUGACUGCGGCUGCACUGCUCAUCGGGCAGACUGCAGAGGGUGGCUACGUGCGUUUGGAGAACUUGCAUGCUAACAGAUGCCCUCUCAGGUUAAACAAGGUCAUUGUAGCUGUGAGCCCACAGAUACAAUUGGCAUUCCAAAUUUGGGGAUAAAAUAAAAAUAAAUAUAUGAACACCAGCGAAACAAAUACAGAAGACACACAUACCUGUAGCUCUCAACAUUUUACCCAAAACAUUACAGGACGUGCUAUAAAAUGAUCAAGACUUGUGCGCUUGUCUUAAUGACUAUUGCUUUAAUUUAUUUUUCUAUUUUAAAAAAUAAAUGGUUGCCUAUAUCUUUGCAUAUUUAUAUAGUCAUAUUUAUAUCUAUGUAACUGUAACUGCACAAUGAGACCUUAGGGCCAGCUCAGAUGAAAAUCAGACAGGGCAGGAAUUCAUACGCAAGUUGUAUAUGACAUGUUUCCACAUGUAUCACGGGUUGAUGGGGGAAAAAUGUUUGAUUUUUGAGCAAACAUCUUUUAAGUGUCAAUUAAUAUAGUUCAAUCAGAAUUUGGAAUUGUGGAUCCCUUACAAGAAAUGUCACAAUUCUAAAUGUUACGCAGGUUGCUGAGAUGCUAAUAAGUCUAUUUUACAGCAUGUUCUUGGAUUAAACAUCAUUGAGCAUGCAGAAGCAUUGAGCAACAAUUUGUGCAGCAAUAUUUCUGCGAUCAGUCCAGGUUUGUAGCGCUUGACAGAUCGAAGUCUGACCCCUAGUGGUUCCUUUCUCAAAUGACUACCCAGUCUCAGAUUAUCUUUGAGAUAGAGAUAAGUUAUGUUAAUAGAAGUGCAAUCAACACUGUUAAAAAGGGUUUUGCCCACAAAUAAAAAUGCUUUGCAAAAAGA